This is a messenger RNA of Xyrauchen texanus (razorback sucker), 2552 nucleotides long. RefSeq names its product wnt inhibitory factor 1-like. Gene Ontology annotation, molecular function: signaling receptor binding. The transcript has 10 exons. NCBI's taxonomy places the organism in Eukaryota, Metazoa, Chordata, Actinopteri, Cypriniformes, Catostomidae. Gene Ontology annotation, cellular component: extracellular region; cell surface. Bases 84 to 1226 code for a protein of 380 amino acids. The record is from RefSeq and is a predicted model, not a curated record. Gene Ontology annotation, biological process: anatomical structure development.
CACUUGAGACACAUUUAGUGCACGGGAUUUGAACAAGAGAGGAGACCCAGCUAGCCGGACAUUUUACUCUGAUAAACCGAAGGAUGGCUUUCAGGACGCCUUCUGUUCAAUUGCACCAUAAAACGUGCAUUAUUUUACUUUUAGUGGGUCUGAUAAUCGAAGCUACCACAGAGCAAGGAAACAUGUACAUGUGGAUCGAUGCCAAUCAAGCAAGAAUAUUAAUUGGUUUUGAGGAAGAUAUUAUAAUAGUCUCAGACGGGAAAAUGGCCCCAUUCACACACGACUUCAGGAAAGCACAGCAGCGGAUGCCAGCAAUACCUGUCAAUAUCCACCACGUGAACUUCACCUGGCAAGCCACUGAUCAGGCAGAGUUUUUCUAUGAGUUUCAGACUUUGCGUUCAAUGGAUAAGGACAUUAUGGAUGACCCCACUGUCAACAUUCCUCUCUUAGGCUCAGUGCCACACAAAGCCUCUGUGGUCCAGGUGAGCUUCCCAUGUCGGGGUGACCAGGAUGGUGUCGCAGCAUUUGAGGUGACCAUCCUGGUGAUGGAUGCUGGUGGAAACAUCAUACUUAGGACUCCACACAACGCCAUCUUCUUCAAGACCUGCCAAAGAGCGACGUGUCCUGGUGGUUGUCGCAAUGGAGGCUACUGCAAUGAGAGGCAAGUCUGCGAGUGUCAGGAUGGUUUUUAUGGCGUGCACUGUGAGAAAGCGCUGUGCUCCGCUAGAUGUCUGAAUGGUGGUCUGUGUAUGAGUCCAGAUGUAUGUAUAUGUCCUCCUGGCUACCAUGGACCCAGCUGUGAGAAAGCUAACUGCACCACCACCUGUUUAAACGGAGGAACGUGUUUCCAUCCUGGGAAAUGCAUUUGUGCUGCUGGCUUUGAGGGCAGCCACUGUGAGCUGAGUAAAUGUCGGCAGUCUUGCAGAAAUGGAGGCAAAUGCAUGGGGAGGAACAAAUGCAAGUGCAGUAAAGGUUACCAUGGUGAUCUGUGCUCCAAAGCUGUCUGCGAGCCCAGCUGUGGAGCACACGGGACCUGUGUAGAGCCCAACAGGUGCCAGUGCAGGGACGGUUGGCAUGGACGUCAUUGCAAUAAGAGAUUUCGUGGUGGAACCUCCAACAGUCAGCGGGUCUCAGGUUCCAAGCACAAGUCACAGCCUGCAGCAGUAAAGGACACCAAGGAAGCCCCUGAAUCCAGUCAGCCCUCUGACACCAACUAUGCUGUUUAAACUUCCACAUUUUGACCAAUGGUGUCUGGCCAUCCCCUCUCUUUCAACACCGCCUUUCUUGAAACAGAUCUUUUAUCCUCCUCUUCCAAUCCCCAUCAGUGCCAACGGGACCAUCCCAAGCCGGACUGCUGCUUUCUCAGAGCAAGACUUGUUUUUGUAGUACAGUCACAGUGUCUUAUUUUACCAUACUAGUUCCUUUGAUAUAAUAUCUCCCACAGUUGUGCUUCAUUGAGCUUCUGGCCUGCAUCAGCUAUGUAGGGAGUAAAUCACGGGGUUGUUUGUCUAGUGUGGUGAACGUCUGAGAUGUUUGUGAGUUGCCCUGUGGUUUAGCUUCAGAUGUGGGGGUGAAUCACUGGGUGAAUUUUUCAUUACAGCAAAAGAACUUUCGUGUGAGGAUCCAGCUAUGGAUGGUAAUUGCUGUGUUUGGCUUGUGUUGAAGAUUUAUUUUAUGUACCUGAUUAUUUUGUAAACAUGCUGUUGUCAUUUCCUACUCAGCAAAAAUGUUUUCCUUAAUCAGACAUUUUGUCUUUUUUUCCAGCUAAAAAAAAAAGUAUGCAUCCUUAAAAGAAUAGUUCACCCAAAAAUGAAAAUUCUGUUCAUGUUGUUCCAAACCAAAAUUACUUUUUUUACUUUUUUCCCCCUGUGGAACACAAAAGGAGAUGUUAAGCAGAAUGACAGCCUCAGUCACCAUUCACUUUCAUUGUAGGGAAACAGAUGAAACAUAAUAAUAAUUGUUUUGAGAGUAUAUAUCUUGAAAGAUUUUUCUUAUCACGUUGACAAAUAGUUUUUAUUCUUUUAAGCAUAAAGAAUAAAAAUAAAUUUGUCAGUGGGGUAAAUAUUUUGAUAUUUUUAUAGGAAAACAAGUGAAAAGUACUGAUUAAAUAAAUAUUAUGCAGUGUAUACUAUAGUCACUAACAUUGUAAAAACACAAUUAUUUAGUAACUUGAGAUAUAUCUGGAACAAGUAGUUGUAUAACAACUUUCCUGAAUAUGUAUUCUGUUCAUGCUUUGUACAAUUUAAAUAUAUAUAGAUUAUAUACUGUAUACUGUAGAUAUAACAAUGCACAUAAGCUGCUUGUAACAUCAUACACAUGACACACACACACAAACAAAAUCAUAAUUUUUUUAUCCAUGUGUUAUACAAAUAAAAUGUUCCAUUGUGUCCUCACUGAGUUUGUCCAUAUUAAGUUUUCAAUCUAUGAAAGCUAAAGGCUUUUCAAAAACUGAAUAUGAAAGCAAACUCCAGACAACCACUAUUUGUUGGAUGGGACUAAAACUUAAUAAAAUGUAUAAUCAUUUAAUAGUUUCCAUAAUAAAAAAUAUUGUU